UGAUCACACAAACAUAUAUAUAUACAGAAACAAAAAUGGGGUUUGCAGAUGAAGAAGCAAGUGGUGGUGGGUUUUGGCAGUGGAACACCCCACUGCCAUAUCUGUACUGUGGGGUUGCCAUCGUUGUGGCAAUUAUUGCCACUUCAUUACUGUUUCUUCUGUUCAGCCACAAGGAUGAUGACCCUGCUGCUGUUGCUGCAGUAUUAUCAGAAGGAGAUGAUGAGAAGAAGAAGAAGAAGAAGAAGCAAGAAAUGGAGAUUAGGGUUUUGGAUCCUGAGCCUAAGGUGGUUGUGGUGUUUGGGGGAGAUGGCAGACCACUGUAUGUGGCAAGGCCCCAGAGUUCUAUUAAUAAUAAGCAGCAUUUUUGUGACCAGGAAGCUGCACCAAAAAUGGAGUCUGCUUCCCAGAUGUUUGGAGAGGCUGCUGAAGAAGAAGAAGAAUGUCACAGCAGCAAUGAAUCUGGUUGGACAACCUAUCUUGCUUCUCCCUCAAACAAUGAUGAUUCCUCCGAAGAAUUCAGCAAUGGAGAUUCCAUUGGACAAAACAGUGAUGAAGAAGAUGAUUGCCACGUCGACGACGACAAGGAUGAUGAUGAUGAUUCCAUGGCUUCUGAUGCCUCGUCCGGCCAUACUCACCGCCGGAAGCACAACGCCGGCCGGAAUGGUGAGAGUAGUAGCUCCAGCUACAAGGUUAAGACGCCAUGGGUUAAGAAGAAGAAGGAAGGGAAGAGAACUGUGCCUGUUUAUAGUUCCAAGGAGAGUAAAAAAGUGUCUAAAGACAACUAGUAAAAUCUCAAUAGCUAGGUGUUAAAGAAUCAAA
Ipomoea nil (Japanese morning glory) is the source of this 819-nucleotide messenger RNA. Its product is annotated as pre-mRNA-splicing factor CWC15-like. Gene Ontology annotation, biological process: regulation of amino acid export. The record is from RefSeq and is a predicted model, not a curated record. The transcript has 2 exons. NCBI's taxonomy places the organism in Eukaryota, Viridiplantae, Streptophyta, Magnoliopsida, Solanales, Convolvulaceae. The coding region runs from base 36 to 785 and encodes 249 amino acids.